Sparassis crispa is the source of this 2331-nucleotide messenger RNA. Its product is annotated as transcription factor Gf.BMR1. The record is from RefSeq and is a predicted model, not a curated record. Lineage: Eukaryota; Fungi; Basidiomycota; Agaricomycetes; Polyporales; Sparassidaceae. The coding region runs from base 1 to 2331 and encodes 776 amino acids. The transcript is spliced from 6 exons. Gene Ontology annotation, molecular function: DNA-binding transcription factor activity, RNA polymerase II-specific; zinc ion binding. Gene Ontology annotation, biological process: regulation of DNA-templated transcription.
AUGGCCGGCGAUCACAAGUGUCCAGUCUGCCAGUCUACCUUCACCCGCCCGCAGCAUGUCGCUCGGCACAUGCGCUCCCACACGGGCGACCGCCCAUACAAAUGCCUGCACUGCGGCGACCAGUUCGCCAGGAGCGAUCUCCUCUCGCGACACGUCAACAAGUGCCACGCGGGCGCGAAGCCGCCCACCACCACCGCGCCCAGCCGCCGCAAAGGCCCCGCCGCCGCCUCCCGCGCCACCACCUCCAAGCAGGCCUGCGACCAGUGCGUCCAGUCCAGUCUCCCCUGCGACGGCUCCAAUCCCUGCUCAAAAUGCGUCCAGCGCAAAUGCCGCUGCACCUACGUCAAGUUCCACCGCCAAACCGCGCCGCAAGGCCCAGGCCACCCCGUCCCCACCACCAGCGCGCUCCCAGGCCGCCCCCAGCCGUCGCUAGACGACUUCGUGCUCGCCCCACCGCCGCCGCCGCCGCCGCCUUCCUCGCACUUCACCUUCCCCUCCGCGUACCCCCCGCCCGAGUACCUCGCGCAGCCCGGGCCAUCGCUCUACCCCGCACAGACCUACUCGACGCGCGAGAGCCCGGCGCCGAGCGCGGAGGGCUCGCCGGACCUGAUGGCGCGCUACCAGGCACAGGCGCAGGCGGAGCUCUUUGGCCACGGCGCGAUGGGCAUGCCUGCCCCCGCCCCCGCCCCCGCCCCCGCGGACGCGCUCCCGGGGAUGUUCGACCCGCAGGGCGUGCAGUUCGGGCGGUACGCGCUGCCGGUGGCGCCCGCGUGGCCGGCGUACCACGUUGCGGAGAAGCCGCCGCCGCCGGCGCAGUCGCAGUACGAGCAGUCCUUUCGGGACGGCGGGGAGGCGAUUCCGGCCCAUCCUCCCGCGCAGCACGCACAUGGGCACGCCUACCGCGGACGCGCGCGCGCACACGUCUUUGGGGGGAUAGACGGGUAUGCGGGCGCGCGCGAGCGGGAGGGGAGCGAUGGGGGGUACGAGGGCUCGAUCGCGAGCAGCCGCAACUCGAGCAGCGUGCACUUGCCGUUGCCUGAGCAUGCGCACCAGGGCCAGCAGCAGCAGCAGCAGCAGCAGAGGUAUGAGGAGUACCGCGUGCGCGCGGACGGGGCGGGCGAGGGCGGGUUCUCGAGUGCGUUUGGGCUGAUGUCGCUGGACGACCCGAAUGUGCUCGCGGGGCUCGCGGGGGACGCGUCGCCGUUCUUUGCUGCGCUCCCGGGCGCGCACCCGAGUCAACACGCGAAUCCGAACCAGAACCAGAAUCAAGGCCAGAGCCAGAGCCAGAGCCAGAGCCAGAAUGGGGGAGGGAUGGCGACGCCGGAUUUUCUGGCUGCGCUCAAGAGCGGCGGGCCGCGCGAGGAUAACAAGGAGAUGAGAGAUUUUUGGAAGAUGUAUAUGAGGACGCCGCCGACGGGCCCUGGCCCGGGACCUGGGCUGGGAAACGCGAACGCGAACGCGAACGGGAACGCGAACGGGAACGGCGCGUCGGUGCUCGCGCUCGCGACGCCGACGGGGGCGGUGCGCAGGCACUCGCGCGUUGCGAGCCUGCCGAGCAUGAAGACGCCGCCGGAGCCCGGGUACGCGGGGCACGGGCACGGGCACGGCGGGGAGGACCUGACGAGCUACGAGGAGGCGGUGCUGGCGCGCCGGGCGCCGAUGACGCUGAACCUUGUGCCGAAGCGGAAGAUGACGGCGCCGGCUGCGGCGGGGUUCGGUGCGGGGGGGCGGAGCGUGAGUGCGGGCGCGGGCGCCCCGUUGGUGAAUGGGGGGUCGGCGCUUGCGAAUGUGUUUGUGGGCGAUGGGCAGCAGGGCUAUGGGGUGGGCAGCCACGUGCGGGGACAGGCUCCGCUGCCGCCGCCGCCGCACCAACAGAGCGAGGCUGGCGAGGCGGACGGGGUGCCUGCGUAUCGGCCUUCGUUCAAGCGGCUUGCGUCGCAGACGUUGGGCCCCGAGUGCGCGAAACGGGCGCUGCUUGGUCCGGCGGGGUGGGACGAUGAAGAUGAGGGGGACGACGGGGGAGGGGAGGAGGAUGGGGAGGACGAGAUGGAGGUGGUGGGCGGUGAGGAGAGGAGGCAUGGGUCGGGGGGUGCGAAGAUGCGCAGGCCGAUGGUGAGCAUCGCGGAGCGGCGGCGGAGGAUGAGCUGCCCCACGGGCGCGGAGGGCGGGCCGCCACUGCAGCCGCAGAGGAUGAAGAUUGGGAGAUUGGGAGGUGGGGCGGGGUGGGGAUGGGAGCCGGAGAUCGAUCUUGCUGUGGGUCUGGACCCUGGACCCUUGGCCUGUGGGGUGGGUGUGUGUGUGUAUGUGGGUCCACGCGAUCGGGUGGAGUAA